UCCCCAUUUCAGCGAAUCAUCACCGACUCACCCAUCCUCUUAGUCUGUCGUCUCGUUGUGCGUCUCAAAAGCUCCACCGUCCAAGUCACACGACCCAAGCAGCGAAGACCAACAUGACCCGUGUGUACCUCGAUUAUAACGCCACGACGCCUGUGGAUCCUUCCGUAUUGCAAGCACUAUUGCCAUACCUCGGUCCGCAGUUUGGCAACGCGUCUUCAUCGUACGCGCUGGGCCAGACUGCCAAGAAAGCGGUGGCCAAUUCACGCACUCAAGUUGCGUCCAUGCUUGGCGCUGCUGACCCGAGCGAGAUCGUGUUCCUCUCAGGCGGCACAGAAUCCAUCAAUUACGCCAUCAAGGGAGCAGCACUGGCGGCCAAGCGCGAGAGCGGACGCAACCACAUCGUCACGUCCUGUGUGGAACACAUAGCAGUGUUGGAGACGUGCAAGUGGCUGGAGACGCAGGGCUUCCAGGUCACGUAUCUGCCUGUGGAUCGCUUCGGCUGUGUGCGCGUACAAGACGCACUAGAUGCGCUUACGUCACAGACAUGUGUGGUGUCCAUCAUGCUCGCCAAUAACGAGGUGGGAUCGUUACAGCCUAUUGCGGAGAUCUCUCGAGCUGUGCGCCAAUUCGUGGAGGAGGAAGACGGCCGUCUGCCAAUUGCAGUGCACACAGACGCCAGCCAGGCAAUUGGAAAAGUGCGUGUGAAUGUACAGGACCUAGGAGUGGACUUGCUCACAGUAGCUGGACACAAACUCUACGCGCCCAAGGGUAUCGGCGCACUCUACAUUCGUGAAGGAACAGUGGUGGACACGAUCAUCCACGGAGCCUCACAGGAGAACGGACGUCGUGGUGGAACGGAGAAUGUGGCGCUCGUAGUGGCACUAGGCCAGGCCUGCGCACUGGUGGAGAAGAAUCUGCACGAGUACGCUGUGAUGAUGCAGGAGAGCAGAGCGUUCCUCCUCGAGCAAAUCCAGAAGCACUGCAGUCUCAGCAACGUCAGCUACCAGGUGAACGGCCAUCCUGAACUCUCGCUUCCCAACACACUGAGCAUCAGCUUUGAAAACAUCAAUGCGCCGUGUAUUCUUGACUUGAUCGAGGCCGACGGCAUCUAUGCUAGCGCAGGAUCAGCAUGCCACAGCCACAAACAAGACUGUGGCGACAAAGAGAAGAGCCCUGAGGGUCAGGAGGAACGCAUCACCAUUUCACACGUACUGACUGCCAUGCACGUCGCCCCAGAGUUCGCCAAAGGCACGCUACGCUUGUCAGUGGGCCGCUCCACCGCACAGGAAGAGCUACUACACGCUGCUAACGCGAUCCACAAGGCCAUUCAACAACUUCUGGCUUAGCUCAGAACUGCACAGUCGUGCAACUAUAACGUCUCCUUUUGUGACGCCCCAUGCUCUUGUUUACAUGUUCUAAGGACUGAUAUACUCAAAUUUUACACUUAAGAAAAAACAAACAUUGUUUUACUUACUGGUGCGCUGUCAUGGCGCGAGUACACGUUUCC
This is a messenger RNA of Phytophthora nicotianae INRA-310, 1507 nucleotides long. RefSeq lists its product as hypothetical. The transcript has 2 exons. Gene Ontology annotation, molecular function: cysteine desulfurase activity. The record is from RefSeq and is a predicted model, not a curated record. Gene Ontology annotation, cellular component: mitochondrion; cytosol. The coding region runs from base 114 to 1346 and encodes 410 amino acids. NCBI's taxonomy places the organism in Eukaryota, Oomycota, Peronosporomycetes, Peronosporales, Peronosporaceae. Gene Ontology annotation, biological process: iron-sulfur cluster assembly.